Molecule: messenger RNA, 5422 nt
Organism: Sceloporus undulatus (fence lizard)
Lineage: Eukaryota; Metazoa; Chordata; Lepidosauria; Squamata; Phrynosomatidae
Gene: C8H16orf46
Product: chromosome 8 C16orf46 homolog
Exons: 3
Coding region: 3076-5040 (654 amino acids)
Source: RefSeq, a predicted model, not a curated record
UAUACUGAGGGAUGAAGCAAGCUUGUUUUCUGCUGCUCUAGAGAAAAGGAUGCAGAACAAUGGAUGCAAACUACAGGGAAAGAGAUUCCACCUAAAUAUUAGGAGGAACCUCCUGAGAGUAAGGGGUGUUGGACAAAGAGUGUGCUGGAGCCUCCUUCUUUGGAGGUUUUGAAACUUUAAAUUUUUUAAUAAUGUCAUGUUUUUAAUUGUUAGAACAGUCAAAUUGUUGUUGCAUGUCUUAUAGUGUUUUAAUUUGGGACUGUUUUGGAUUUGUAAGCCGCCUUGAGUCCCUGUAGUGGGAGGAAGGUGGGGUAUAAAUAAACAUAAACACAAUAAUAAUAAUAAGCAUACUAUUAUUAUUAUUAAUUAUUAUUAAUUAUUAUAUGUUCUUAUAGCCCUCCUUUGCCCCAAUAUUGGGAGUUUUAAACUGAGGUGUUUUGUGUUGUGACUGAACAAUGGCUCUUUCUGAGGGGAGUCUAGUCUUUCCCAAACUUUAGGCAGGCUUCGCUAGGCCUCAACUUAACGAUUGUGCCCCUCCCGUCUCCCAUGGCAACGCCUCAGAGGCUUUGAAAGUAGGCGGGGCGAAGGAGGAGGAGCGUGGUGGCGUAUGCGGUGACGUCACAGGCGGGUGGGCAGAGGGAGGCUCCUCCCCCUCCUUCACAAGAGUGACUGGCAGCAGGUGAAGGAGGGUGUUUCUGAAGUCUGCACCGCAGCAGUUAACCCGCUUUCAUACCGCUUUAACUGCUAUGGCAUUCUGGGGGUUGUCCUUUAUUGUGGAGACCCUCUCCUGGGUUGGUUUUUUGAGGGGUUCUCAACCUUUUGGGGCCUCAAAAUGGGUUUUUGUUUUGGGAGACUUCAACUCCCAGAAUCCCUGAACAAGGAUCACACUGGCUGAGGCUUCUGGGAAUUGAAGUCCAAAAGUCUGUAGGCUCAAAGGUUGGGAACCAUUGGUAUUUUAGGGGAUCUCCUUGGGAAUUGUAGCCCAGCUUUAGUGUUUUAGUUGGAUGUGAGCCGCCUUUGGGUUCUGUGCUGCUGGGAGAAUGGCCUCCCCAUGGAUUUAGGGAUGGACCAAAACAAAUGACAGCCCUUUUCCAUAAGGAACCAUUGGAAUAGUUGCCCAUAGGGAAUAAUAGGAGAGUAGUGGCCCACAAAGAAGCAUUGGAGAACAGUUGCCCAUAGGGAAUCAUUGGGGAAAGCCUGUUCAUAGGGAAACAUAGGGAAUACCUGCCUAUAGAGAAUAAUAGGAGAGAAGUUGACCAUAGGGAAUCAUUAGGGAAUACUUGCCCAUAGGGAAACAUAGGGGAAUGCUUGUCCAUAAUAGAGAAUAAUAGAAUACUUGCCCAUGGGGAAUAAUAGGAGAGAUGUUGCUGAUAGGGAAUCAUUGGAGAAUAGUUGCCCAUAGAGAAUAAUAGAAUACUUCCCUAUAGAAAAUAAUAGGAAAGUAGUUGCCCAUAAGGAAUCACUGGGGAAUACCUGCCUAUAGAGAAUAAUAGAAUAGUUGCUCAUAGAGAAUCAUUGUAGAAAGGUUGCCCACAGAGAAUAAUAGAAUACUUGCCCAUAAUAAUAAAAACAGGAGAAUAGCUGCCCAUAAAGAAUAUAGGAACUGGCUUUCUAAAACAAUCAACAUCAAACAAAGGAAUCCCUACAUGAUUCUCUAUGGGCAAGUAUGGUUUCCUUAUGGGCAAGGGCUGUCAUUUGUUUUAGUAGGUCCCAUGAAUUUCAUAGGGUUUUCUUAGGUGGGGGGGGGGGGAGUGGUUUUGCCAGUUCUUUCCUCUGAAACAAGGCCUCCAGAACUGGGGAUCUGUUGGUGGUCUCCUGUCUCAGUGCUAACCAGGGCUGACCCUGCUUAGCUUCCAAGAUCAGAUGGGAUCUGGUGCCUUUUGAGGUAUUUAGGGCCCUAGCCAGUUAUGGCAGCUCCCUAAAUAUCAAAGAGCUUGUGUUGAAUUUCAGAGAGGAGGAGUGGUGGCUUAGUGCUGAGAGCAAAGAGUUUGGAUGGAGGUAAAGACAAAUACACUCAUCCCUCCACAUUCGCUGGGGUUAGGGGCACAGGACCCCCGUGAAAGUGGAAAAACCGCAAAUAGCAACAACACUAAGUUUUUAUCUGAGAAAACACCUCUCUAGGAAUCUCUAGGUCCUCCUGCGGUCAGCAUUUGCCAGACAUUGACCAUAGAGUUGCACUGGAGGAACUACAAAUGCCUAGUGGAGUGUCCUCUCUAGGAAUCAAUCCCUUGGUCCUUCAGUGCAACUUUUGGUUGAAGUGGACCAUAAGAGUUUCACCGAAGGACCUAGAUAUUGCUAGAGAGAACAUAUUAAUAAAAUCCAUGAAUAAUCCAAGCUGCAAAAGCCAAAGCUGCAAAUAUGGAAGGACUAUUGUACCCUUUCCAAAUUUUGGAACUACUAUGAAACACCACUUCUGAGUUGAAAACAGGUGCUUUAUGCUACGGGCAUUUCGCCCUUUAAAAAGACACAUCUCCCCUCUUUUAAAGGGUUAUAAGGAAAGGAUAGGGAUGGCACCACUAUAGAAUUAAUAGGGUUUUUUUUGGCUCAUUUCAAAUUAUUUCCCAAUACCUUCUGUGUCCAGAUAUUUGUAUUCAUAGAAGACCAACAUAAUACCAGCAGCACUUUUCCCAUUCGUAUGACUUGAAAGGCAGAGGAAAAUGCAUCCUUUUAUCCCCUUGAUUGUUGUGAAUGCCACAAUUGUGAUGUGGCAACUUGCUGUUAAGUGACACCACUAAAUGAUGUAGACAAUAUGAAAUCAAAAAGGCUACAACGAUAGGCUGUUCUUAAUAGGAUAGUAUUGAGCAUGUAGACCAGUUUUGGGACUAAUGGGAUGCUAUGGAUAAUUUAGACUCUUCAUAAAGCAGAAUAAAAUGGACAAGUUACUUGGUGUAAACUAAACUUUACCAUUUUGAGAAACCUGGUCAAUGAAAGACAUGACUAUAACUAUUUUGUGUCUCUGUGUGUGUGUUUUAACUUCUUUGUGCUGAUGUAAAAUCCAUUGCCUGACUGUGUGUCAUUUUAAAAACCAUCUUCUUGCAGGCAGAAGGCGUAUAACCUGCGGAAUCAGCAACAGCAAUGGCUUCCUCUGAUAAGAAACCAAACAAAAUUGAUGCCGAAAGAGCCAGCGCAAAUACAAAAAGUGGGGAAACAGAACUGUGCUACACUUAUCUGAAUGAGAGGCGGGAGAGAAACGCAGUUGACAUUCUGUUGAACAUCAGCAAUAGCGUCGAUGACGAAGAGGAACGGUCCUUCGACUGUGCUAAUAGGACAGGAUGGGAGAAUGCUGUUGAAGGCUGGAACAAAACACCUCCAUUUGUUUAUCUUCAGUUACAACAGAGAGCCAGAAAAGCAAGGACAAAUGAGUCUUCCAAUGGGUGCCUAUACUGCUCAGAGCUGAUGCAAGUUAUUGACAAAGGUUUGGAGCAAGAUCCCAAAACUACAGAUCAAUUGAAAUCUAAUUUCAAACUAAGCACAUAUGCUGCCACAGAUAGCAUUUCCGGAAAACAACAGACUCUGCUUUCUUCAAAUACAACCACGAACGCUUCUUCUGCAGUAGACGAGCCUAAGAAAGAAAGCCAUUAUGGCAAGGUUCAUUCUUUUCAGACAUCCCAAGAAGAGAAGACAAAAACCAUCUUUAAGGACGUUCCAUCUUCGCUAAGUGAAAGGAAGUUUUUCCUAACGAAGGAAAACCCAGUGUGCCAUAUAGAAAAGAAAGCAGUGCCAAUAAAAGAAUAUAAUAUCCUGUCCCCAGAAAAGCUCAAAAACAUUGAAGUCCUGAAAUACAAAGACAGAAAGAGUAGUGAGCCUUCUGUGUGUAGCCUGGUCAGCUCUGAGGCUCCUGCUGCGAAGUCGUCACUAGUACUGCCUCCUGUGAAGGAUGCAGCUCCCAAAAACAGCUUGGAUCCUUCAACAAAGAAAAGUAAGACCACUUUAUCCCAGACAGGUGAAAAAGCAUUCCAUGCUGUUUCAGAGACAGUUUCCUGCCCUCAGGUUUUUAAAGCAAAAGAGCAGAGGUGUGAAAUGGGGAUAGAUGCAAUGUAUAAUGCGGUGAAGGAACAAAUAAAAAUGCAUGAGAUAGACACUCUUUUCCCAAGACGUUCCAAGGCUUCAUUCAUCUCAAGACAUUUGGAUCAGUGCUACUGGCACUGUGCCCUUUUACCAGAUAGAAAAGUUGCAACCAUGUCUAACUCAAUUGCAAUGAGAAGAAACAGUCACCCAAACAGUAUGCAUUUUCUACAUACGAAAGGACUGCAGUUCAGCAAAGCCAGUGAGAUUCGACACCCUUUUAUCAGAAGCAGGAGUCACACUGGAAUGAAACAAAGACAUGUGUCAAAACCCCAGGAGAUCCCACUGGUUUCUGGACUAUUCCCUUCCUUAACGGAACGGAGCUGGGGGAGAGCAACUCCUUUCGCGUGCUGCAAGAUCCAAAAAACACCCAAGAGACCAAGCAUUGACAAAACCGUCUCAAACAUAUCCCACCGGAAAAUGACAUCUACUCUUAAUAAAAACCUGGCCUGGGUAAACCGACUGCGAAGGAAUCAACGCAAAACUGACUGCAAACUUACUAAAAAGGAACCCAUUUCACGCAAGCGAGAGAUCGAAGCCUCCAGCCUCAAGGCGUACAACCGUGUCCCCAAAAUCACAACUUACGCUGAGGGCGAAAGGAUGAGAGGAAAAUUAGAUUCUAUUCACACCUUUCUAGGUGAAAAGAGGACCUUGCCCAUAAAGGAAUAUGAAAUUAAAUACUCACAACCACGGACAGGACCGGAAGUCUUGAGGUAUAAUAAGAUCAGCUUGCCAAAAGUAAUCCAUGGUAAUCCUCCCAACAGCUUCAGCUGCAUAACGUUAAAUGCAUUGUUGGUCUUUAGACCAGACGAACACGGUGCGAUCAACUGCCAUCUGGAGCCCCCUUCAAACACUGGAGCAAAGGCAGUCAAAAGAACGGAAAAAGAAGACAGCACUACAGCUGAAAUGGUAUCCCAGAGCCAUGCAACUAGAAAAGUAAAGCAGAAGAGUAGGAAAAAAAAUGGGUAUGAAUAAUGCAAUGAAAAAAUUCAAUACUAUAAUAAUGUACCACCCUUUGAUUUGUCCAUGAUGCUCAGUUAUUUUGUCUGGUUCUCAAAUUUGUCUGAUUCUCACUGCUAGUCUAUUUGCAAAGGGAAUUGAACACCGGUAACUGAACAUCCUCAAUGCUCUGGUAAAACAGGGCAGCAUUGUCUCAGCAACAACAGCAUCGCUAAUAAGGCAGUGAGCUUUAAUCAAUGGGAUCUGUGAGGUCAGGUUUUAGUUGAAUAAGCAGAGAGAACAAAUAGUAAGAGUUGAAAGGCACGCUUAAUUCUCGAGGCAGCUUUGGUUCUAGCGUGUCACUGUAACGUGAACAUAAUACACAAUGCAAAGUGUCACGAAUGGGUCUCCGUUUCCA